Naegleria gruberi is the source of this 2571-nucleotide messenger RNA. RefSeq lists its product as uncharacterized. The transcript is spliced from 2 exons. Lineage: Eukaryota; Heterolobosea; Eutetramitea; Acrasida; Naegleriidae. The coding region runs from base 1 to 2571 and encodes 856 amino acids. The record is from RefSeq and is a predicted model, not a curated record.
AUGGCCAGUUGCAACCUCUCGUCCUUUUCAAUCGACAAACAGGCCAUUCUUCUUCACCACAUCAAGAACGAGAGGCUUGAUGUUAUUAACAUCCAAGAAUCGCACUGGGACUCCAGCGUGUUCAAGGAUAAUGUUAGUAAGGCUGCUAAGUUCUUUUCCCCUUGCAAGAUUUAUGGAACUCCAUGUAGUCCAAAUGAUAAGGCAGCCGGAAUCCUCACUAUUAUCAAAGGUACUCUGCAUAGAAAGGUAAUUUCUUUUGAAGUGCUAGUUUCAGGCAGAGUUUCAUGUUUAAAAUUAGAAACUGAUUAUGGUGUUGUCAACAUCAUUAAUUGGUACGGUGUGCAAAAGUAUAGUAGUGAAUUCCAGAACAUCUUAACUAAGCUCUCAGAGUAUUUACUGGAAGCUAUGUUUCACUCGGAACAUGUUAUUAUAAUGGGUGACCUUAAUAUCAACACCUUGUUUGGCUCGGAGAAGAGGAAAGCGAGCGCCUUCAAUGAAUGGUUACAAGUAUUUAACCUGAAUGAUCUUGUUCCAUGUCCGACUCGCCCCUCUUUUAAGUCUAGUAGAGGUAGCAAGAAGCCAUAUUCUACCAGACCAGAUCAUAUUGUUAGCUCCCUACUCUCCAGCCAACUGUGGGAUGUUGAAAUGUUUCUUCAACACAAAAUGGUCUGUGCUGAGUUUCAAUUAUUCGAUUUGGAGAGCACUGCUAAAUUUGAGGAGGUUUUCAAUAUGUCUAAAUUCAAUAACAAAGCGUUUACUGAGAAUCUAGACUGCAUCAAUUCAAAGAUUGCUUCCUUUUCAGGAAAAGAUCUUCAAUCCUUCUUAACUGAGCUGUGCUCUCAGUAUCAUUCGCCGAUUAGGAAAUCUCCUUUGAUUACUGAUAUUAAAGAAUAUAGAGAUUUAGAGCGUAUUCGGAGGGCUCUCCAAAAGGCUAAAUGGUCUAACCGACCGAAUAAGAUAGCCAAGGAAUUUAUGGCUACUGUUGGUGUAGAUAAUGCAAUUGUAGCCUAUAAAGAUGUGGUGAAGAAACAACAGAACGUUAUCCUCAGUGCUCUUAAAGCUAGAAAAGAGGCUUUCAAAAAGGCAGUUAAUAACCUUAAAAGUAGUGUUCCUUAUAGAUACGCGUUUAAAUCGGAGCGUAACUCUAGCUCUGUGUUUAAAAUCUCUGAUCCAACUCAGGUCACGGAACACUUUGAAAAGAUGUUCAAUACUGCACUCGGAGACUCUAAUUUGGAUGAGAAAUUAAUCACAGGACACCCCAAACUUGCAGAAUUUAGGGUCCCACCUGCUAACCCAGGUUUGCUUGCGAAUGUGGUUAGCCGGAUGAAACACUCAAUGCCUGGUAGUGAUAAGGUGCCAAUGAUUGUUUUCAAAUCUAUGAAUGAAGAUGCUCUCCUUACAGUUUCUAAGAAUAAUCCGUUAGAGUAUCUGGGUGCCUCCUUUAUUAAUAACAUGUCUUGGUCUCCCUCCGAUGAUAAGGUUCUCUUAAAAGUUGAAUCCAGAUUACUAAAUUUCAGACCAAAACACUUGAGACUCGGUCCAAUGAGGAACGUAAUAUUAUCUAAGGUGCUUUCUGUACCUAGAUACCUCUCAAGCGUAGAUGCUAUUCCACUUUCACUAUUGGAAAAAUUGGAAGUCAAAAUUAGUGGAAUUAUUAAGAAAAGAAUUGGAUGUGACAACAGGCUCUCUAAAGCCGUUAUAUAUGGUGAUAAAUCCCAGGGUGGACUUGGGCUUUUAUCUCCAGUUGAUAUAAGUCACGUGGAAAGGAUGGCAUCUGUCUGUAGGUUUGUCAAUUCUACCUCUCCUAUCACCCAAAAAAUCGCAAGAGCCAUGAUAAAUAAGGCGCUCAAGGGUGAAACUACAGAUUCACUGUGGAAAAAUGCUGCCGCUACAAUGAAAGAUCUGAAAUAUUACUUCAAAUCCACAGAUAAUGGAUGGGUCUUGUGUAACCAUACCAAUCACAAGCCUGUCUCCAACCUUAGAAAUGCUAUCAUUGAAACUCAGCGAUCCAAAAAAAUUAUCAAUAAGUUGGGCCAAUUAGACAAUGACUAUAAUUGGCAUAACAGCACUCUCUCCUUCUGGAGAAACUCUCUCUUGUCUUAUUAUCAGCAAAGACUCCUCUACUUUAAUCUCCACCACUCAAUUUUACUAGGUGAUGACAGUACUUGUGACAAAUGUAAUGUCAAGGAAGAUUGGACCCAUGCAUUCCAAACUUGUCCCAAAUGCAAUCCUGAAAAGGAUGAACUGUAUGCCACAUGGGACGCUAUCUCCCAGAAAUUUAGUAUUAACAAGAUUCGUUUCCCUCCUGAUAUCUCAGAAUCCUCUCAACUUAGGAUAGAAUUUGAUGGUCGUUGCUCCCGUAAUUACUGGCUUAACUGGUCUAAGCGCAAAAAAAUACCUAAGUAUCUGGCCCUAGAAGUCUACAAAGCACUAGCUAUUUAUUUGGAAAAUUGCUACAAGAACUCAGUGUGGUACAACCGUCCCAAUGCAAGCUUCACUAUUAACAGGAAAUACCUCUCUGCCUACCACAGGCAGGCUCAGUCUAACCAACCACUUAGCGUCAACCCAUAA